Messenger RNA from Neocloeon triangulifer, 3871 nucleotides. Its product is annotated as neo-calmodulin-like. The record is from RefSeq and is a predicted model, not a curated record. The transcript is spliced from 9 exons. Gene Ontology annotation, cellular component: myosin II complex. The coding region runs from base 211 to 1032 and encodes 273 amino acids. Lineage: Eukaryota; Metazoa; Arthropoda; Insecta; Ephemeroptera; Baetidae. Gene Ontology annotation, molecular function: enzyme regulator activity; calcium ion binding.
AGUGGUCGUGUUCGCUGGUGCCUCUACACUUUCUCUUAUCUUUUUCCUAAAUGUUGUCAAGUCCGCGGCUCUCAUAGAAUCACGCUGGAGGGGUGCAGGGCCUAAUGCAAGCGAAGUCAAGGUCGUCCUGCAGCCGCCACGCCCACCUCAUCGAACAUCUCCCGUUCGGCCUCCAGCAGCUCCUCUCGCCAAUCUUCCUCAGUCUCCAUAAUGGCGUUUGCCGCAGCGCGAAUGAUACUCAAAGACAAAAGACGGAAACCCUCCAAAGAAGAUUUCCCACCUAGGAAUAGAAGCAAGACUCGCAGCGUCACCUCGAGUGCGAGCAAUCGCAGCCUCAGUCAGCAGGCGCGCAACAAGCCCGCCGAUGGCCACACUGCUGGACAGAAAGGAACCCCCAAAGCGGGCACCAAGGGCUCCGUGGGCACCCCGACCGGGCAAAAGCCUUCCCAGAAGCCGACGGCGCAAAAGGGCCAGGUCAAGGCACCUCCGAAGGCCCCGCCCAGCGCCAACAAACCCAACAAGAAGAACAAAAAGGGCCACAAGCACCAGCAACACGACCUUAUCGUCACCAUUGACCUGACCGAGUACGGACUCACUGAAGACCAGGUGGCCGAGUUCAAGGAGGCAUUCAUGCUUUUCGACAAAGACGAAGACGGCACCAUCACGAUGGCCGAGCUGGGCGUCGUGAUGCGCUCACUGGGACAAAGACCGUCAGAAACGGAGCUGAGAGACAUGGUUAACGAAGUGGACCAGGAUGGGAAUGGUACCAUCGAGUUUAACGAGUUCCUCCAAAUGAUGUCCAAGAAAAUGAGGGGCGCUGAUAAUGAAGAGGAACUGCGAGAGGCCUUCAGGGUGUUUGACAAAAACAACGACGGACUCAUUUCGUCGAUAGAAUUGCGUCACGUGAUGACAAACUUGGGCGAAAAGUUGAGCGAUGAAGAGGUCGAUGACAUGAUUAAGGAAGCAGAUCUCGACGGUGACGGCAUGGUCAACUACGAAGAGUUUGUCAUGAUUCUCACGGCCAAGAACUAAUCAAAAGGCUACAAGUGAGUGGCCCUUCCGCAUAAAAACACACCCCAAGCUGAAACAAAGCAACCUAAGCUGCGACGCGCAAGCCGUGCAACAAGUACGUUUGAUUUCAAAUGACAUAAGGACAGUUUUCUGGACUCUUUUUCUUUGUUGAAAGAGAGGUGGCGGAAAUUUUUUUAGUUGCAUAAGUGAGAUACAUUACGGAUUAUACAUUGUUGUCCUCCACGGCAAAACGCAAGAAAAUUGUGGAGUUGACACGUUUUUGCUGAAACUAAUGUAAUGAGGUUAUAAAGUGAUGGAGAACGUGAAACUUUUAUACCAGAUUAUUAUAUUAAAUUUAUCGCUAUAUUAUAAUAUGAAUUUAUAAUAGAGAACUGAACACAACGCGAUUCUCCCUCAACAAUUCAUUGAUACUCAUUAAUAUUAUCAAGAUAUUGCAAACCUUAAAAGAUAACGUACCAUAAGAAUCAGUUCUGAUUGCGGGCAAGUUAAAUUGUCUCGAAUGGUUUCAAGUGCAGCACGAUAAACGUUACUUGUUAUAUAUGCAAAAAUGUAAAAAGAAAUCAUUGAUAUUGCGAUAAUUGUAAUUUUUAUAUUUUGAAAGAGGUGUGGGUUUCAACUUUGUGCUGCGUUAGUAGUUUUUUUUAUGGCGUGAGGAGAUUUUUUUAAUUUUGUUAUUCAUUGCUGACUAUUACGAAAAAAGGCAUUACUUGUUUUAUACCAGAAGUAUUAUUUGCAGCCGUAGAGUAUUUGACAAUAAAAAUAUGAUUGUAAAUCUGUGUUUGAUAAGUGUGUAAAAACACCACGGCAUUGUUAGUAGAAAUUUGUCGUCGGCUGCACAACCUAAUAUUGUGUUUUUCUUCUUUCCAAAAUUAUUAUGCCAGUCAGAUUUUUCUUGAUAAAAAAAUCCUUUGAUCAUUGGUCUCUCAUCACAUAAUGGACAAAAUCAUAAAAAUGCGGGUUGUAUUAAUUUAUAAAUCAAGCUUAUUUCACCAGAAUGUACUAUGGUGUUGACUAUUGUCUACAGGAAUCGCAACUCAAAACAGGCGACCCGCUAGCCAAUCAUAAUAGUGAUGAAACCAAAUUGCUACUAAAGCAGACAUUCUUCCUUUUUCUUACGAGAACCUUUCGAAUUUACUCACGCAUUAAAAGACAAUUUUAUUUCUUUACAGCUGUAGAGAGCAAUUUUAGACGCUGAUUUUUAUUCAAAAGACAUUGCAUUUCCAAAUUUAAAAAUCGGGCAGACCUAUUUUUGUAUAGAUAAUGCUGAUAUAUGAGGAGCGCAAACAAAAGUGCCAGCGAUGAAAUGUGCUGGCUGGUUGCUGUGCCAUAGAUAAUAUAUAUGACAGAAAAUGAAAAACGCAUACUACAUUGCAUGUAUACUUAUGAUUACACACAUUAAUGGCAAAUCUUUGUAAAACGCGCACCCCUCCCAAAAAGAACCCGGCGUUGUCUGUUAAGUAUGAAAAGAAAGCGAAAUAUAGCAAUUAAAUUAUUAAAUGUCCCAAGUGUACCACACCAGUCCAUUCUGCCACACACCAAAAGCGCAGAGAUUUUCUUCUGGUUGAUUCAAAAGAGAUCUCUUGCCGUUAAUGUAAACCGAGAUAUGGAUACACAAAAGUGUCUAUCCUCCUAUAUAGUUGUCCUGUGUUUUAACAGAAGAAUUACAGUAUUUGAUGUAAAAACACGGAAAUCGCGUGAAAAGUCAGAAAUAUUUUUUCAAGCAAAGUGCGAGAGAUUGGAAUAAAUAUGCGCGCGGAGAUUUUAAAUUGCAAUUGAAAAUUGAAGAGAAGAAAUAAUAAUUUUUAAUGAAAGAGAGCGUUAUAGAAAUGUAUGUUGCAUACACAGCUUUAUUUGUUGAAAUGUAAAUGUGUUAAUGGUUUCCAAACUCCACCUACACCUCCUCAAAUUCCAUAGAUAAAAAAAAAACGAGUGUCUAUUAAUAAACGCUAAAAGUGGAUAAAAAUUGCAGCUUCUCGUAGUUACAUGUGUCGCCCUGAUUAUAAAAAAGAUUAAAAUAUUAAACAUAUAAUUAUAAUAAUUUCCUUCAGCUUUUCGCAUUAAUAAAUAACAGGGUAAAACGAAAAUCAAUAUACAAAAUAAGUAAUCAAUUCAUUUUUCACUUAUAAGUUUUCAAGUUUCCAUCUUUUUAACUUUAAAAAAUAAUACUCUUUUGAAAUAAUAAGAGGGUGUCUAAUCUAAUAUAAAAUAUUAAAAAUUACGACUAAAUCAUUACAAGAAAUAACAAACAUAUAUUAUACUACGUCUCAUAAAAAUUAACAUGAAAUUGAUCUCGGUAGUUUAAACAGAGGCGAAUAACAUUAAGGAAGACCGCAUAAGUCAUUUUUUCAUUUCCAUCAAGUUUAUUAAAGAUACAUUUUGAGAUAUAGAAAUAAAGAGAAGGGUGUGGAGUUUAACACAUUUAUGCAAACUGUUAAAACUAACCUACGACUUGUAUAAGGAAGAAAACGCGAGUUACAAAGAAAAUUCUCGACAAAAACAGAAUUUUGUACCUUAACACAAUGGAAAUAUAGAACAAUCAAAUUCUAAAGACUACAAGAUGGAAUACCUUUUGCGUAAUAAUUAAGAUUUUGAGAGCGCGCAUCCUACAAAAUUCACAGAGAUUAUCAACCUCUUCUUAACAACCAUUUAACAGAAUUCGAAAAUAAUACACCAACCAUUUAUAUAUAUUUUGUGCCUUUUCUGUUGCACUCAUUUCAUAAUACUGUGUAUAUUUAUUGUAAAUUUGUAUUGAAAAACGCACGAGUUGUGAGAUUUUCCGAUUUUGAUUUAUUGUGAAUCGCAAUAAAAAUAAUUAAUGCCCUACAGUACAGUGAUAUCC